Jatropha curcas is the source of this 1707-nucleotide messenger RNA. Its product is annotated as isocitrate dehydrogenase [NAD] regulatory subunit 1, mitochondrial. Gene Ontology annotation, cellular component: mitochondrion. Gene Ontology annotation, biological process: isocitrate metabolic process; tricarboxylic acid cycle. The record is from RefSeq and is a predicted model, not a curated record. NCBI's taxonomy places the organism in Eukaryota, Viridiplantae, Streptophyta, Magnoliopsida, Malpighiales, Euphorbiaceae. Gene Ontology annotation, molecular function: isocitrate dehydrogenase (NAD+) activity.
CUCGCCCCUUCUCUUCAAUGCUUUCCAUUAUGGCUUCUCCGAUCGCCUAAUUGAUCAAAAGCCAAACAUCAAAACGGAUAAUUUCUUAGAACCUAAACUUCGACCCGGAAAAAAGUCCAGACCCGAUGGCUCGACGAUCCAUUCCAAUCCUGAAGAAACUGCUCUCUUCAUCAAACAAUCCCUCUCCAUCUUCCAGACUCACUUCUUAUAGAUCCGUGACUUACAUGCCCAGACCCGGUGACGGCGCUCCACGCGCUGUAACCCUAAUUCCUGGCGAUGGAAUCGGCCCUUUAGUAACCGGCGCCGUUGAGCAAGUGAUGGAGGCGAUGCACGCACCGGUUUAUUUCGAACGCUAUGAGAUUCACGGCGACAUGAAAAAGGUGCCGCCGGAGGUCAUCGAGUCGAUUAAGAAAAAUAAGGUUUGUUUGAAAGGAGGAUUAGCAACUCCCAUGGGCGGUGGUGUUAGUUCCUUGAAUGUGCAGUUGAGGAAAGAGCUUGAUUUGUACGCUUCGCUCGUUAAUUGCUUUAAUUUGCCUGGAUUGCCAACCCGCCAUGAAAAUGUUGAUAUUGUUGUGAUUAGGGAGAACACUGAAGGAGAAUACUCUGGUCUCGAGCACGAGGUCGUUCCUGGUGUUGUUGAAAGCCUUAAGGUGAUAACAAAGUUCUGCUCUGAGCGUAUUGCCAAAUAUGCUUUUGAGUAUGCGUAUCUGAACAACAGGAAGAAAGUGACUGCUGUGCAUAAGGCAAACAUCAUGAAGCUUGCAGAUGGUUUGUUCUUGGAAUCUUGUCGGGAAGUCUCUUCAAAAUAUCCUGGAAUCAAAUAUAAUGAAAUUAUUGUGGAUAACUGCUGUAUGCAACUUGUUUCAAAGCCAGAGCAAUUUGAUGUCAUGGUGACACCUAAUCUUUAUGGGAAUCUUGUUGCAAAUACAGCUGCAGGUAUUGCUGGUGGCACGGGAGUCAUGCCAGGAGGCAAUGUUGGUGCUGAUCAUGCUAUUUUUGAGCAAGGUGCCUCAGCAGGAAAUGUGGGCAAUGAGAAAAUAGUGGAAAAGAAAAAGGCAAAUCCAGUGGCGCUGCUUCUCUCAUCUGCUAUGAUGCUCAGACAUCUUCAGUUCCCUUCAUUUGCAGAUCGAUUAGAAACUGCUGUGAAACGGGUAAUUUUAGAGGGAAAGUAUCGAACGAAAGACCUAGGAGGAACAAGCACUACCCAAGAGGUUGUCGAUGCAGUCAUAAGUGCUCUAGACUGAUCGAGUAGAUACUCAUUUAGCUGCAGACCUUACUAAAUCAUUUGCAGAGCCAAACAUGAUAUUCUUUAUGACACUUCUAUUUCCAACAUUUCCUCAUUGCUGCUUUCACCGUUGAGAUCAUCAUUUCCUUUUUUGUUUAAAUAAUCUCAAAUGGAGAUAUGACAAAAAUGCAUUUGUUAAUCGAGUUAAAUACCUGUAUAGGGAGGAGGUCAAAUUCUGUGUUUGCUGCAAUUAUCAAGUUCACCUUUAUAUUUGAAUUAAGUGAAGUCAUGACCAUAUUCGAGGGAAGUGGAUCUUGAAUAUGGUUUUUUGGUAUUUUUUUAGCUUUUUCACUUUCCUGUUCAGUGAAGGAUUGUGAUGCCCGAGGAUUUUUGUGAAACUGUGUUUCUGUUUUCUUGCAUGUUUAGCAUAUUGGGGAUAGAGAAAAUCCUGUCAAAAUAAUAAAAUGACAAUUAGUAACCAA